Molecule: messenger RNA, 1207 nt
Organism: Anthonomus grandis grandis
Lineage: Eukaryota; Metazoa; Arthropoda; Insecta; Coleoptera; Curculionidae
Product: cytosolic carboxypeptidase 6
Exons: 7
Coding region: 72-1076 (334 amino acids)
Biological process (GO): proteolysis
Molecular function (GO): zinc ion binding; metallocarboxypeptidase activity
Source: RefSeq, a predicted model, not a curated record
CAUGUAUAAAAAAUAGAGCGUAUUUAACGCUAUUUAAAAAUGUGUGAUAAAAUUGUUCAAUAAUCUGGAAAAUGCUAAGCGGCGUUUCUAAUGGCUAUGACCCUUUGAACCAUACAAGUGUAUAUCACGGAAGAGAAGAUUCCGAUGACAGUGACGGGGAGGGAGGUCUGGGUAAUGUAAAUCGUCAAAUAAUGCGCCCUCCAGGUCAUAGUGGAAAAGCAAAAAAAGGACACCUUUGUUUCGAUGCAUCUUUCGAAUGUGGCAAUUUAGGCAGAGUGGACUUAAUCAAUGAAUACGAGUACGACUUAUUUGUUCGUCCGGACACUUGUUGUCCUCGACUACGAUUUUGGUUUAAUUUUACUGUAGACAAUGUCAAACUGGACCAAAGGGUUAUAUUUAAUAUUGUUAAUUUUAGUAAAGAAAGAAAUUUAUUUAUGGGAAAUAUGACACCUUUGGUGAAGAGCACUACUAGACCUAAGUGGCAAAGGAUUCCAAAAAAAUAUGUUUUUUAUCAUAAAUCCAAUGUGCAUCAAGGACACUACGUGCUCAGUUUUUCUUUUGGUUUUGAUAAAGAAGAGGACAUUUUUCAAUUUGCGUUGGCUCCUCCUUAUAGCUACUCAAGAAUGCAAGCAUUUUUAGUCAUGCUGGAGAAAAAAGCAGCUUACCUUAGUGGAAGUUUUACCAGAAAUAUUCUCUCCACCAGCGUGCAAAAGAGGAGCGUAGAUUUAAUAACCGUAGGUGCUCUCCAAAGCUUUGAAAAACCAAAAUCCAAAAAUAAAAGACGAGUUGUCUGUAUUAUGGCUAGAGUUCAUCCUGGUGAAACUCCAACUAGUUUUGUUUGUCAAGGUUUCUUAGAAUUACUUAUAAGCUCAAGCUCAAUAGCUUCAACUUUAAGAGAAAAUGUCACAUUCAAAGUUAUACCAAUGCUCAAUCCAGAUGGUGUCUUUCUGGGUAACUAUAGAAGUACUGAAAUGGGCCAAGACUUAAAUAGAUCAUGGCAUAUAGCAAACUCUUGGUUGCAUCCAACCAUUAAAGAUGUGAUAGAUACUCUGAUAAUAUUAGAUAAAACUUUUUAGGAAUUUCAAUUAGAUUUUGUCGUAGAUAUUCAUGCUCAUUCUAGCCUAACUGGAUGCUUUGUUUAUGGCAAUACUUAUGAAGAUGUGUACAGAUAUGAAAGACAUAUACUAUUUCCAAAACUAUUAGCAGC